AUGAGGAUCCGGGCCACUGCGCUGCUGCUCGUCUUCUUUCUCUGGCCAGCCGAGGCUCAGAGUGACAGCAACAGGAGACCAAGCAUCUGGGACAGUCCCAUCAACUUUGUCACCAAGAAUCAAGACAAGUGCACAAUGAUGAUUACGGGCCAAGGAGAAAAUACAAACCUGAGGCUGUCGUGCCAGGGUGCCAGGAGCUACUGGUGCGAUUACGCGGGGAAACCACACACCUGCAGCGCUUACAACAAAAACCCACGGCACUACUUUGUCCAGCUGAUGUGGACCCUGAGAAAGCUGCCAAAUGCCUGCCGAGGACCGAGACAGCUCAAAUCCCACAUGUGCAGGAAGGCAGCUGAUGAAUCUCAGAUGGUCUUCCAGUCUGCUUCCAUCCCCCAGCCGGGCACUUCUUACAGGACAGCAGCGCGACCAUCACAGCAGUCUGCAAGAUCUCAAACUGCACAGGGACCUGCAAGGCCCAUGUGGAGAACAGCUCGGCCACUAAAACGAGUUAAGGCCACGCAGAGAUCCAGUCCAACUCCAACAGCCCCUCCAUCUGAGAGCACCCCCAAGAGAAUGGCUCGGCACUACUGCUGGAGGUCCCUGCAGGGCAUCUGCUCCGUCGUCAUCGGUUGGUUUCAGAAUUAG
This is a messenger RNA of Nematolebias whitei (Rio pearlfish), 645 nucleotides long. It is a transcript of the gene fgfbp2a, whose product is annotated as fibroblast growth factor binding protein 2a. The record is from RefSeq and is a predicted model, not a curated record. The transcript has a single exon. Gene Ontology annotation, molecular function: growth factor binding. NCBI's taxonomy places the organism in Eukaryota, Metazoa, Chordata, Actinopteri, Cyprinodontiformes, Rivulidae. Gene Ontology annotation, biological process: cell-cell signaling. The coding region runs from base 1 to 645 and encodes 214 amino acids.